UGCUUACCAUACAUUUCAGUCGAGGAUCCCAAUGCCGAAUUUCAGCGUAUUCGAGAUUUUAUUGAUUGUAAACGCUGUAUAGAAUUACCCGAGUGCUUAAUUCAUCUCAAACCUGGACAAACUCAAGAUGCUUCCAGGUCAAUUGAUUUAUUACUUCAAAAUGGAUCGAAUAGGACUGGAAGAUGGCCUGUCUCGAGUUCCCUUAAUAUGGAUCAGUUUCGAACCUGUGCUCGAAAGAAGCUAAAAAUUAAUAAGAGGCAAUCUCGUCGCGUGUACGAUAUUUUGCGGUUAUUCUUUGCUAAUCGUUCUGACGAGUCAGUUAUUGAAUUCUACAGGAAAGCCCUUGUACUAAGAACUGAAAAAAUGUAUCAGCGAUUUCGGCCAGAUGGGCUACACAGGCUGGGCAUUGUGCCUUCUGCUCCAAUCGAACAACCAUCGCCCUUUCUUCGUGCGUCCGAUGAGCAAUUCCAGUCGCAAAUAUUCCAGGAGGUUGAUGAGCUCAUGCAAGAUUAUUCUUACAUUGUGAAGAAACUUGAUAAGGCUGUCUCUUCUGGAAGAAUAAAAAUUGAUUAG
Molecule: messenger RNA, 573 nt
Organism: Protopolystoma xenopodis
Lineage: Eukaryota; Metazoa; Platyhelminthes; Monogenea; Polystomatidea; Polystomatidae
Source: the annotation of a GenBank genome assembly